GCAACAGCGGACGUCUUGGACGUGGGGCACGUCAAAUAAUGAUACAUAAAAUAAAAAUAAUAGAGAAAUUUCUUUAUCUAAUUAAACAAUAUGUUUAAAAUCGUCCUUUAUUUGUCGGCUAACUUUCCAUCUAUUUAGAAGUGAAAAGGUAGAGAGUGAACAAAAAUAAAUGUUAGGCAUUAUUUUCCGAAACUAAAAAGGAGACAAAUUGGCAAAGUAUCAAUCAAGGAGCGAGCAAACGCCCUGCAAGUUCCUGAUUGCGCGAAAGUCACAAGCAGAGGCCCUGCUGGAAAAUCAAUUUCUCCUACUUCUUGUUUGGGAUAAAGGAUCAAAGAGUAUUAUUGAGUUGUUACAAAAACAGUGGUAACAACAACACAAAUCAACUAAAGGGGCACAUCUGUUAUGUCGUUAUCAUUAAUAAUACAAGAUAUUUUUCUUGUUCGCACUGAUACAGAUUGAACAACGCGGCGAUUUGCCGUGACCCGCCCUACUGAAUAGUCUAUAGAAAUUCAACACUGCAAAAAUCGGCAUUAUGGCGUAUCGUAAACCAAACGAUUUGGAUGGCUUCAUUCAAAUGAUGCCCAAGGCGGAUAUGAGAGUUAAAGCUCUGCUGGCCGAAGACUUGGUCACAUUCCUAAGCGAUGAGACAAAUUCAAUCGUUUGCAUGGACAUGGGAAUGCUUGUCGAUGGCCUUAUGCCUUGGCUUACCGGUAGUCAUUUCAAAAUUGCACAAAAAUCGUUGGAAGCAUUUUCCGAACUGAUAAAAAGGCUUGGACCUGAUUUUAAUGCUUACAGUGCAACUGUGCUGCCACAUGUUAUAGACCGUCUUGGUGACAGCAAGGAUACUGUCCGUGAGAAAGCACAAUUGCUAUUACAAGUUGUUAUGGAGUACAAAGUGUUGACCCCACAAGCGACAAUCGACAAAUUGGCGGCAUCUUGCUUUAAACAUAAGAAUUCUAAAGUUCGUGAAGAGUUUUUGCAAACUAUUGUAAAUACAUUGAACGAAUAUGGCACCUCACAGUUGAGUGUUCGCACUUACAUACAACCUAUUAGUGCACUGCUUGGUGACCCUACAGCAACCGUACGCGAUGCAGCUAUACAAACACUUGUAGAAAUAUACAAGCAUGUAGGUGACCGUUUGCGGGCAGAUCUACGAAAGAUGGAGGAUGUUCCUGCAUCAAAGUUAGCUUCGCUUGAGCAGAAAUUCGAUCAAAUUAAAGCGGAAGGGCUCUUACUGAAGUCGGCAUUGCAAACCACAGCAUCUGCGAACAAUGGCCAUGACGAGUCGGAUAAUGUCAGUGUGCGAGACCGGCCAACAAAAAUUGUUAAACGUACUGUAUCUGCGUCGACGCGAGCAAAACCAAAUUCCUCAGAUUCUAGUGCUGGUGCGGAUGCUGGCGCCGUAACUAUGGAUAUCUUUGAGUCUACUUUCGAAGUUGUGCCACAAUUAACUAUUUUUCACCCAAAAGACAUGGAUGAUAUUUAUCGAAAUAUUAUUGUUGUAAUUAGCGAUAAAAAUGCUGAUUGGGAGAAACGCAUAGAUUCGUUAAAGAAAGUUCGUUCAUUACUAAUGCUGAAUAUACAAUCACAACCACAGUUUGUUGCGCAGCUGAAAGAUCUUUCAAUACCAUUCCUUGACAUACUCAAGGAGGAGCUACGUUCGCAAGUCAUACGUGAGGCAUGUAUUACAAUAGCCUACAUGUCGAAAACACUACGUAACAAACUCGAACCAUUCUGCUUUUCUAUCCUAGAGGCGCUUAUUAAUUUGAUUCAGAAUUCGGCUAAAGUUAUUGCGUCUUCAUCGAUUAUUGCACUCAAAUAUAUUAUAAAGUAUUCCCAUUCGCCGAAAAUGAUUAAACUCAUUACUGAAACAUUGCAACAAUCCAAAUCCAAGGACAUUCGAGCCACUUUGUGCGAAAUGCUUUGCCUGAUGUUCGAUGAGUGGCAAACGAAAACGAUGGAGCGCUGUUCUCAACAACUACGUGAUGUGCUCAAACGUUCAAUAAGUGACGCAGAUAAUGAAGCACGACGUCAUUCUCGUCGUGCUUAUUGGAAAUUUCGACGACAUUUUCCUGAUCUUGCUGACCAAAUCUACACCACACUAGAUAUUGCAGCGCAACGUGCACUAGAACGGGAGCGUGAUGGUGGCAAUGGUACUAUGGAAGUGGAACGGCGCUCUGCAGCUGCAACCACUCGAUUUCAACGUUCGCCAGGUUCACUACAAAAGCCUGCGGCAGGAAUGCGUAGCGUGUCGGCUGUGGAUACUGCAGCUGCUCAACGUGCCAAAGCUCGCGCCCAAUACUCCUUCUAUCCGCGAAAAAAGUUAAGUACUGUUAACACUGCUGCUGCGUCAGCCAAUUCUGGAACAACAACUUCAGCUGCCACCGGUUCCUUACCGCGUCCACGGUAUAUGGGAGGUGGAGCAACGUCAACGUCGAACACUGGAGGGCAGCUAACUGCUGGUGUUUCUCCACGAACACGAGGUCGAGCUGGAGUUUCACAGUCACAACCUGGUUCUCGUUCCACUUCACCAAGUUCCAAGUUGCGAGAACAAUACGGGUAUAGGCCAAUAACUGGAACCAUACCGAAGAAAGCUUCGGGCAUACCUCGUUCAUUGACCAGUUCACGCGAAACGAGUCCCACCCGUGUCGCCAUGAAAAGGAGUAUUUAUGCCACAAAUAGUUCGGCCAGCUCCGUAAGAAGAACACCUGAUCGUAGCAAUUCGCGUUCCCUAGCGGCAGCACGUAUUUUACAACAAAGCCGUGAGGCUGAGACGGCAUUAGCCGAUGCUCUUUCUCCAGAAGCAGAGAGAGUUAUUGAUUAUGGCGAGUAUUCGCGCGGGUAUACAGCUGGCUUACGAAUGGGUCGUAAAUUGUUGUCGCGCGACGAGUCCGACGACUCCGAGGCAUCGUCGGUGUGUUCGGAGCGGUCGUUUGAUUCGUCAAUGACGCGAGGCAACAAUUCGAAUUAUUCGUUAUCAGGCUCACGAAAUAGAUUGGAUUGGAGUUGCACGCGCGCACCUUUCGAUGAUAUCGACACUAUUAUACAGUACUGCGCCUCGACGCAUUGGUCGGAUCGCAAGGAUGGAGUUAUCAGCUUAACUCAAUACCUUGCCGAUGGUAAUCAGCUAACAUCACAACAACUACAGGCUGUCUUGGACAUGUUCCGUAAAUUAUUCAUGGAUCCACACACAAAGGUGUAUUCUCUGUUUCUUGAUGCAGUUACUGAAUUGAUUCUUGCGCAUGCCAACGAUUUGCAGGACUGGCUUUUCGUAUUGCUGACGCGACUAUUUAAUAAACUUGGCACAGAACUGCUCAAUUCAAUGCACAUCAAAAUCGGCAAGACAUUACAAGUUGUACAUGAAUAUUUUCCAACCGACCAACAGCUGAAGGAUGUCUUCCGUAUACUCGCCGACACGGCACAAACACCCUGCACCAAAACAAAGAUAGCCAUAUUGAAAUUCCUCACAGACUUGGCAACCAGUUACUGCAAGUCCACCGACUUUCCUUCUGACGAUGGCCCAUUAGCAGUUGAUAAGGCUGUGCUGAAAAUUGUUCAACAAGCUGGUGAUCCCAAAAGCAAGGAUCUACGUGAUCAAGCGCGUAAGUGUCUCAUUGCACUCUACAAUCGCAACACACCACAGAUGACUAAGUUGCUGUCUAGCCUUCCAAAAGGCUAUCAAGACACCGCCAAAGCCAUUAUACAGUCGCAUUUGCGACGCAACAGCACUUCUGGCACAAAUUCGCCAUCUUCACCUCAUUCAAGUGCCAGUCCUAAACCAUUACAAAGUCCAUCGCUUGGACCCUUCUCUUCGCUACAGCCACAAUACAAUACCACCAGUCCACGCUCACGACAAUCCUCCGUGGACCAUGAACUCUAUUCGGAGGCUGAUGUGCAGCAUAAUAUACACAAAACAUCGGAAGAAAUCCGAAAUUGCUUUGGUGUUGGUGUCGGUGUCGGCAUAGAGGCAACAUCCAACAAUACUCGGCAAUACCAUUCGCUCUCCAAUGCCAAUGGCUACAAUGGCUAUCUGCAUGAUCAGCAAGAUUCGUGCGCUUCUUCCAAUUCAAAGACACAGUCCGCCACCACAACCGAAUCGAACACACCUGAAAGCACCACAAUGCGUUUAGAUGCCAACUUGUUGGAGCAACAUCAACGCAUAACCACUAAUGUUGUGCUAACAACAGCGACACCCAAUGCCAACACAGCAGUCGUAGGUGGCACUGCAAACCAUACUUCGCGUUGUAAUUACACCGUCGCAUCGAACGGUGAGCUUUUACUCGAAAACGGCUUAACCGAAAGCGAAAUUAUACGGGUGGCAUGUGCAUUAAAAGCCGAUAUGCCGGUGGAGCAGGUUCAACAGGCUCUCGCUAAUUUGGAAAUUUGCAUUAAAGGAGGAAAUUGCGAACUUCCCAACAAACAUUUUCGUGCUAUAAUGAAAAUGCUGUUGGGACUGCUGGACUCGCAAACAGCCGAUGUUAUGAUCGCCGUUAUAAGCGUGCUCGGCAAGAUUGUGCGUAGCACCAAAAUGAAGGAAACGUGGAUCAAUUUCCUCGAGCUGAUUUUGCUGCGAAUAAUAAACUGUUAUCAGCACAGUAAGGAAACGGCUCGCGAAAUCGAUUUGAUUAUACCUCGCAUAGUAUCAUCAUUGCCGCUGAACGCCACCAUCAAUAUUGUAAAUCCUGUUAUUGCGACUAGUUGUUAUCCGUUGAAUUUGUGCGCUGUGAAAUUACUCACUGAGUUGGCAGAUCGUCACGGCGGAGAAUUGACCGAAUUACACUUGGACAGUAUAUUCCCUAAUUUGGCACGUCUCACCGAUGAUAGCGAAUCCAUGGUGCGAAAGGCCGCCGUUUUUUGUAUCGUAAAACUUUAUAUAGUGAUGGGCGAAGAAAGGGUGAAGCCGAAAUUGUCGGUGUUGAAUCCAAGCAAAGUGCGUUUGCUAAACGUUUACAUUGAUAAACAGCGCAGCAACAGCGGGGGUGGCAGUUCAACGAAAAACUCAUCAGCUUCAUCGUCAUGAUUGCGUCGCACGUAGAUAGCUCCGCAUGAAGUUGUGGUUGAAGAUCGACGGAAAUUGCAGCAACUGGCCAAUAAAAGGCAAUAGAUAAGACGCUACGCCGUCUGGGGCCGUUUGUUAAAGAUUAGCCGUUGAGUGUGGACGGUGUGUAUGUAUGUGCGUGCGUACGUGUUGUAUGUGUAUUUGUUAAACAAAAUAUGUAGGUAAAAGCAUUAAAUGCAGUAGUAUAACACAGAAGCAGCUUACAGCGUUACCAAAGUGGAGCUCUAGGAAUGUAUAUCAAAAAUCUUUUGAAGAUUUCCUUACAUAUGUUGUACAAGAUUCGAAUUAUUACAAAUAUUUAGGCAAAUUGUAAAUUAGCAUAACCGCGGUAACAAAAACAAACAAUCAGAGGAAAGGUUGCUUCCCAACAAAUUUUUGAUGGAUACUGGCUAAAAAAUAAUAAAUAUGUACCACGCUUUGCAUUUAUUCUAAACUUAGUUCGACUCCACUUUGGUGUAAGCGUGACAGCUUAUGAUAGAACCUACUUCUUGGCGAGUUUGCAUUAGAAAUCUAACAUGCAUUUGCAUACUUUUGCUUAUAAAAAAAUUAAAACAUAAAAUUACAUGUAAAUUGGUAAAGAAAACACAUUAAUUACUAGAGAGCUGCAUAAUUGUAAUUUGUUAGUUAUAACCAAUAAUUAAAACGAAUGGAAAAAGGAGAUCAUACUCAUUUCCUGCACAUUCUUUUCUUAACUAUAAUUUGCCACACUUUCCAGUACAUGAGAUAUUGUCUAACUCCCUUUGUUGCAUUUAAAUUUGAACGCAUAAAACAAGUAUAUUUUAAUUUCGUAUUGUUCCCCUUAAAUAAUAUCUGUUUAUUUAUAUAAUUUUCUCACCUACUUACCCAGCCGUGUAACUAUGUUUUUUUUUAUGUGUAUUCUAAAGAUUUUAGUUUAAUGUAUUUACGUUCUCAGUAUAAUUCUUUUGUAUAUUUUGCGUGUAUUUCUUUUUUUUGUUAAGACUUUUUAAUUACUUGUCCUUUAUGUAAUUAUAAGCCUAAUGAUUUUCUCACAAACGAUAUUUCGAAAUUUUACACAAACGAAAAUAUUGAUGUUAAAUACAUAAAAUAUAUAAAAAAGAA
This is a messenger RNA of Bactrocera latifrons, 6139 nucleotides long. RefSeq names its product CLIP-associating protein (gene chb). The record is from RefSeq and is a predicted model, not a curated record. Gene Ontology annotation, biological process: mitotic spindle assembly. Gene Ontology annotation, molecular function: microtubule binding. Gene Ontology annotation, cellular component: mitotic spindle; spindle microtubule; cytoplasmic microtubule. NCBI's taxonomy places the organism in Eukaryota, Metazoa, Arthropoda, Insecta, Diptera, Tephritidae. Bases 533 to 5020 code for a protein of 1495 amino acids. The transcript has 2 exons.